Molecule: messenger RNA, 1167 nt
Organism: Paramecium octaurelia
Lineage: Eukaryota; Ciliophora; Oligohymenophorea; Peniculida; Parameciidae
Source: the annotation of a GenBank genome assembly
AUGAAUUUAAGAGGUCGAGAGGAACUUAUAAAAUAGAUAAAAGAGAGCAAUUUUAACUUUAAUCCUUUAGAAAUUUUGGAUAUUGAGUAAUCAAAAGAUGUAAGAGAUGGAUUUAUUCGAGCAAUAUAAUCAAAAUAGAUUACCAAAAGAAUUGCAGCCACUUUAGCAUUUGAUUAAAUUUCAACAACAGAACCUAACAGGUAUAUUGAAGUCAUUAAUAUGAAGGGAUAUUAUAAAUUAAAUAUACAAAAGUAUGGAAUAAAUGAGGCAGUCCUAAUUUCUGAUAUUGAAUAUUUAAGUGAAAAAAUAAAAAAUAACAAAUAACAGUAAGUACAAGAGGAGAAUUUACUUUAUAUUUGUUGCAGAUCUGGAUAUUAUAAAUGUUUAGAACUACUUCUCAAAAUUGGUUUAGACAUAGAAUCAAAACUGGAUACAAAUAGUAUUCUUUUGCAUGAGGCUAGUUUUUAUGGACAGGAAGACAUUAUUUGGUUAUUAAUGAGUUAUGGGGCUAACAAUAAUAUCAAAAAUACUUUAGGUAACUUUCCUUUAGAUGAAGCUAGAACUGAUUAGAUUAAAUAAAGAAUCAUAAGUAAUUCAGAGGAUAAAAUAUUAACAAUUUUUAAAGAAUUAAAACAAGAAGGAUUAGCUGAAUGUAUUCAAAGAUCAGAGGAUGGCAAUAUGAUUAGGAUAUACAGAAAAAUGAAACAUCCUAAUAUUUAAAAAUUGUUAAGUAGAAAUCUAAAUAUUGUCAUUGCUUUCAUUGGACCUUAUUUAAAAUUUAAGACCAAUUUAGAUGUGGGAUUAUAGCCAGCUGGCAUAAAAACUAAAUAUGGAACAGUCGAGGCACAAGAUGAUUAUUUUCUAGUAUAUGGGAGAUCAGGGGAAAAUAAUUGGAGAAGAGCUAUUUUCACUAGUCCAAGUCCUUUUUAUGCAGCUGAUGUAGUAUACUCAUAAAGAAUUGAAAGUUCAGGACAAUAAUAUUGUUGUCUUGUUGAAGUAUUAAUAAAACAUGGUUCAUAUGAAGGAUUUAAUCAGCAAUCUUAUCUAGAGAUUAUAAGAUUAUUCAUGAACCAAAAAAUGUUGAAUAUAGAACUGAAUGCAGUGAUGAUCCCCCAUUAAUUCAAAUAAGUGAAGAGGAGGUUAUUGCUUUUUCUGCUCUAUUUUUGA